Messenger RNA from Durusdinium trenchii, 993 nucleotides. Lineage: Eukaryota; Dinophyceae; Suessiales; Symbiodiniaceae. The record is from the annotation of a GenBank genome assembly.
AUGUCAAAUGUCAGCAUUUCCGACACAGUAGCAACAGAACAAGGCGGAGGUUUCGCAGUGCAGAAGCGGUUAAAGGUGACAAACAACUCGACACUGAACCUUCAAAAUGUGAAAGCUGGCAGAAAUGGAGGAGGAUUGUUUGCCCUUGCAGAGGUUGACAUCGAUGGGAGCUCCACAGUGAAGGUUUCCAACAGCCAGGCCCACUCAGGAGAUGGAGGAGGAUUGCUCAUAGAAAAGGGGCUAAACAUCUCCAGUGGUUCUACCCUCAUCAUUCUGAAUGCGACAGCUGCAAGUCAUGGGGGUGGAUUCUGGGUGGGUGGUGAAAUGCUUGCUCUGAGCAAUUCAACGGUCAGCGUUCAACAUGCCACCGCUGGAAAGUGGGGUGGUGGUUUUUUGGCAUCGGACCAGGUUGUGAUUGCCGCAGGGUCAACUGUUAGCAUUUCUGAUGCAGUAGCAGCAGAAAGCGGUGGAGGUUUCCAAGUGAGAAAGCAUCUGCAGGUGAUGUGCAAAUCAACACUGAACAUUCAAAAUGUGAAAGCCGGGGACAGUGGAGGAGGGUUCAAUGCCGAAGGACAGGUUGAGGUACGCGAAAGCUCAAUUGUGAAGAUUUCCAACAGCCACGCAGUGUCUGCAAGUGGAGGAGGUUUUCACACAAAUGAGCUAAACAUCUUCAAUCGCUCUGUUCUCAUCAUUCUGAAUGCAACAGCUGGAUCAUCUGGCGGGGGCUUCCAUUCCUCGGGUAAGGCCGCGGUUUUUUCCAGCUCGACUAUCAGUAUUCAGCAUACAAGAGCUGGAUUGUUCGGUGGAGGUUUUAUUGCAGUGGACAAGGUUGUGAUUGCUGGAAGAUCAACUGUGAGCAUUUUUGAUGCAGUAGCAGCAGAUCAAGGUGGAGGCUUCCAAGUUGAGAAGCAUUUGCAGGUGACAAGCCACUCAACACUGAACCUUCAAGAUGUAAAAGCGGGCAAACAUGGAGGAGGGUUCCAUGCUUUUUAA